Monodelphis domestica (gray short-tailed opossum) is the source of this 2365-nucleotide messenger RNA. RefSeq names its product C-type lectin domain family 18 member A. NCBI's taxonomy places the organism in Eukaryota, Metazoa, Chordata, Mammalia, Didelphimorphia, Didelphidae. The record is from RefSeq and is a predicted model, not a curated record.
CCCUGGAAUGUCUUCUAGCCAAUCAGCAGGGGCCUCUGGGGCUCCCCAGCAUUCUAAUAACGCUCCAAUGAUUAGCAGGGGCCGGGUCAGUGCACACGGGGCUGGGUGGACAGGCAGGGAGGACAGAGGGGAUUCCGCAGGCUCUCCAUUUUGCCUUUCUCUCCUUUCAGGAAGCCAACCACUGUUUGGACAGAGCCAUUACUCAACAGUCGCUCCCCUUUGUCUCUCCCUGCCCAGCCCAGACAGUCUAAAGUUUUGAAUAGACAUCAGUGCUUGGGAACGUGCCCUGGGAGAGCAGAGACUGUCGCAGCUCAGCAUCCCAGUCACUCUCACUGCCCUGCUCUGCCCAGCCCGGUGCCAACCAGCCUACCUCACGUCCGGUGCCCAAGCAGGAGCUGCCCCCCAUGCAGGGACCAUGGGCGUUCCUGACCUUGCUCCUGGGCCUCCUUCGGUUCACCAGGGCAGAAAUCCAAAUGCCCCAACUGCAGAAGGAGGGUCCCCUCUACCAAGCCCUGAGCUUGAAGGAAAGUUUCUUGCUUCUCGCCCUCCACAAUAGACUCCGGAGCAAGGUCCACCCGCCAGCCGCCAACAUGCAGAGGAUGGACUGGAGUGAGCAGCUGGCCAGGAUGGCCCAGGAGCAGGCAGCUCAGUGUUCAGCUCAGGCCCUGCUCCCUACGGGGUUCCAGGCCCUGCAGGUGGGCUGGAAUGUGCAGCUACUGCCUGCUGGGGUUGCCUCCUUCACUGAUGUGGUCACCUCAUGGUUUCAAGAGGGACAGUGGUAUGCCUACUCAGCUGCCCAGUGCGCCAGCAACUUGUCCUGUGCUCACUACACCCAGCUUGUAUGGGCCACUUCCAGCCAGCUGGGCUGUGGGAAGCACCUCUGCAAUGUGGGUCUCUUGGAAAUGGAAGCAUUUGCUUGUGCCUAUUCUCCUGGGGGCAACUGGGAGAUGAAUGGGAAGACUAUUGUACCAUACAAAAAGGGGGCCUGGUGCUCUCUCUGUACUGCUGGUGUCUCAGGCUGCUUCAAAGCCUGGGAUCAUGGAGGUGGGCUCUGUGAGGUACCCAGAAACCCAUGUCGGAUGAGCUGCCGGAAUAAUGGACAUCUCAAUGUCAGUACCUGUCACUGUCACUGCCCCCCAGGUUACACUGGCAGGUAUUGCCAAGUGAGGUGCAGUGUCCGGUGUCAACAUGGGCGAUUCCGAGAAGAGGAGUGCUCUUGUCUCUGUGAUGUUGGCUAUGGUGGAGCUGAGUGUGCUAUCAAGGUCCAGUUUCCCUUUCAUGCCUGUGACCUUUGGAUAGACGGCAGCUGCUUCAUGGUCUCCCCUGAGGCAGACACCUACUAUGGAGCUAAGAGUAAAUGUCAGGAGAAGGGUGGAAUGCUGGCUCAGAUUGAGAACCAAAAAGUCCAGGAUAUCCUUGCCUUCUACUUGGGACGCCUGGAAACCAACAAUGAAGUGACAGAUGCUGACUUUGAGACGCGGAACUUCUGGAUUGGACUGACCUACAAGACCUCCAAGGACUCUUUCCGCUGGGCCACAGGAGAGCACUAUUCCUUUACCAGUUUUGCUUUUGGUCAGCCAGACAACCAAGGAUUUGGGAACUGUGUGGAGCUACAGGCAUCAGCUGCCUUCAAUUGGAAUGACCAGCGUUGCAAAACCCGAAAUCGCUAUAUCUGCCAGUUCGCCCAGAAGCACAUUUCUCAGUGGAACUUGGAGCCCUGAAGUGGUACCUCCUGUCAUUUCUGCCAGCCUCCAGCCCACCCCUCUUGCCCCUGCCCUAAACCCUUGACACCCAUCUAGAAGAAGAUGAUGUAGGUGGCUCAGAAGGUGAUUCUGGAUCAUCGAGGAUACAUCCCUCCCCCUGACACCUGCUGCUGUUAAUCUGGCAUCUCUGUAUCUCUAUGGAAGAGUGAAGGGGGCCAGGGAGUGAGGCAGGAGGCUCACUGACCACCAGGGAAGGGGUGUACAUGAGGGUGCAUGAGGGCAGAGGGAAGUAUCCACGAGAGACUCCUAGUCACUGACCACCCCGCCGCCUCUGAGUCAGGGGGGUUUCUGGGCCGGGUCUUUCUCUUAAUGCUUUCUGCUGGGGCAUCUUUCUUUUUGCUUCUGCUGGUACAUAGGGAGGGUCAAGUGUCCCUGGCCAUCCACUGUAAGCAUGUAUUCAUGAUGGCAUUCAAUGCCCCUGGCAGGAAGCACAGGCAGCUGGACCACUGCCGACUCUCUUCCUGCCCCUCUCAGUAUGUAUGAUAGUGAAUUUGGGUCCUAGGACCCAGCUAGUGACAGUAUUGAGCAAAUAACAUAGCAAAUGAGCAUCUCUGGGCACUCAGGAUGUACCUUGUGAAGGAAUAAACUAAUUUAUGCCUAAA